CCCGGGAGCGCCUCAGGCUCUGCCCGUGUCCCAAAGGUCCCGCAGGGCCGGGGGACGCCGCACCUCGCUCUCGCUAUGCCCCUGAGCCGUCCCGCGCUGGAGUUGGCUGUCAGAGAAACCUUGGAGGUCCCCUGCUCGGCCCCGGUAGUGUCAUGAGUUAGAUUAGUUGGAGCUGUGCUGGGGGCGGUGAGGGCUUGGAUUACAGUCCAGAACUCAAAGUGCUUCGGUGGUUCACGUCGGAGGGGAGAGGAGACGCCCCGUCGCACACAUGGAGGAAAAAGAGAAAAAACGCUGCCUUUGGAAGUGAGGGGGAAGAAAGGAGGCCGGGAACAUGGACUCGGAGUCACUGGACGGCUGCAUUCAGAGCACGUUAUCAGCACUCUACCCUCCAUUCGAGGCUACCGCAGCCACUGUGCUGUGCCAAGUUUUUGAUGUGGUGGAGAAGACGUACCGUGGGGAUGGACUGCACUACCUCAUAGACUUCCUGAUUCCAGCCAAGCACAUCCUGCAGUGCAUUCAGCAGGAUGCCUGUGCUCCGUACUGCGGGUUGCUGUUUCGCCAUGCGGGCUGGCCCCUGUGCAUUCAGGACAAGAUUGUAAUCCAGCUCGCUUCCAUUGACUGGCAAAUCCUGAAGCCUGGUGACUUCUACCUGCAGGUGGUCCCCUCUGUGAAGAAGCCUCCACGAAUUGUAUUGAAAUGUUUGGCAAAAGAUAAGCAUAAUGUAGAAGAAGUGGUGAUUCCAGAAGUUUCAUAUACCUCUAUUUUUACUCUGGAAUGGUUGAGUACGUUCAAUGGAGAGCGGAUGGGCAUAGCACUGGAAAAUUGUUUACUAACCACUGAUGAGAAAAUAUUUCGUGUCCCCUGGGAUAAAGUGGUUAAUCCUGAAUUUAUAAAUAAACCAAAAAUAAUUGAAAACAAUAUAAUCUCUCCAGAAAUAACAGAGGAACGUUCAAUUUUGUGCCUCCCCACGGACCGUACUGAGUGUGGUUCACCAGACCUGAGGUCUCAGUAUCUGCAGGAACUAAGCUCAAAUCGAGACAACCCUGUCAUUAGCAGCACUGCUCCACAGUUAAACGAAGCUCUGGUCAAUGGUGUCUGUACGAGUCCUGUGACUCAAGAGAGCUUGGAAAGUGACCUUGAAGGGGAGUACGUUGAGCUGGCAGAAGUUUCACUGCCCAGAUUUGGGCCACAAACAGGAUCUGUAACACAGUCUCUGGCAUUAAGUUAUUUCACUCAGCCCAGGGCACGAGUGAAUGAGUCUAAAGGCAAGCACAGAUUUAUUGUCAUACAAGACAGCACCUACUCCAAGAACUUAAUUCGUUCAGCACUUAUGCAGAAAGAACACUGUCAAAUGGACACUCUGAACACUUCUACAGAAGUUCUCAAAAAUGUUACUCCGUUGGAAGGCAGCAAAAUGAUGGCACAUGGAGAACUGUCCCCAGAAGGUCAGCUGAUACCAGCUGAUCCUGGGAGCAUGGGUGAUAACUUCCCUGUGGCUGAGCCUCCUGCUUGCCGUGCAGAAGAUUCCUCUGCAGAGCGUGAGACUCGCAGUGAGCGAUACGCACUGUGCAGCUACACUGAUGUGUGUGCUGGAGAUGCUGCCAGCUGCAAGGCACGAGUGCCUGGUGCCCCUGGAAACGUGGAGGGACAAAGGGAUGGACCUAGUGAAAGUGCUGGUGUUGAAACAUUGGAGCAGAGCCCAGAAGUGACUCUAGAUGCUACUGCUGCUAAAGAGGAAGUGAUGCUGGGAGUACACACAGAACCACUGACUGAGGGUCAAAAGGAGGUGACACUGACGGAUGCUUCUUCUGUACCUGUCCUAGGCCCUUUGGGACCAUGUUGCACACUAAAGGAAGCUUCUGAUGUCUCUUGCCAGGGUGUCAGUGGAAGUGUUGAGCCAGUUCAGGUCACUACAUUGCCUGAGAAUUCAGAUGUAGGUGGGGAGAGAGGCUCUCCUUCAGGGAAUGUGGCAGAUGUAAGCCCUUGCUGCAGCGAUAAUGAGGCAAAUUCUCCAUUAAGUCCUCCAGAAGAGAGCCAAGGAGAUGUAGAUGGAUUUGAGGUGGGAAGAAGGGACAGCCAAGAGGAAGUGAAAGAGUCUAAAGAAAUGUUGACUGUAAAUGAAAAUCAGACUAGUUGUAGUCACUGUUCUGUGAAAGCUUCAACAGAUGGAACCUUGUCAGAUGGUGAAGAGCAAGAGCAUAAAAAGGCUGAAGAAGCCAUACCACUCAAAACUGCCCAGUCAGCAGAGGAGAAUCAGAUGGCAGAACAAUUAAAUAAUGGUGACUUGUUGGCUCCCAGUGCACAAGAGGAAGAUUCAAGUCUGUUCAAAACCCAGAGGUCUGGAGGGACGUCUGAGGAACCGCAAAGGCUCUUGGAAAACCAUGGCUGUGAAAGUGAAGAGAACUCUCUGCUGAACCAGGAGCAUGUUGCAGUACAGGACUUGCAGGGACAUGUGGAGAACCAGGAAAGUUGUUCUUACAGGGAAAGGUUGAAGACUACAGCCUCAAAAACACUGGAAUCCAUUGAGGAGGAAUUGGAGGGUGAACCACUGUCCUCAGAACCUGCUGAGGAGCAUACAGAGCCUGCCACUCUGCACUCCCAGCCAGAGGCAUCGUCGGGGGCGUCACCUCCUAAAGGGAUGGUGCCAGAAGAGACAGAGAUGAGAAAAGAGGCAACUGGCACAGGUGUGUUGAAAGCAGCGAGUAAAAGCAGUGCCCUGGAGGAAACUUCACCUCCUGUUACUCCCCCGACAUCCCCAACUUCUGGAAGUGCCUGGGGUGGUCACUUUGCACGUACCAUGGUCAGGGAUGUGAACCCAGAAGUGCUCAGGAGUGGAGUUGCCUACCUGCCUGGUACCAGAGACAAAUCGGGGCGUGCAGUGGCCAUAAUAACAGCAAGGAGCACGGCCUGGUUAAACCCCCACUGCAACACCACUGAGCUUGUGCGCCUGCUUCUGUACUUGCACAGCAUCCCAAGACCAGAGUGUCAGGCUUUGGGUCUGACUGUUCUUGUGGAUGCUCGUCGCUGUUCUCCCGUCCCUGCUCUCUUCAAGGCGUUCAGCGCGUUGCAGGAGAUGGAUCCUCACUGUAUUCAUGGAGUCCUGCUUCUGGUUGAAAAAGAUCUGACUUUUCGGAUGGAGAAGCCACCAGCAGGGCAGUUUGAACUUCUCACCUCCAUGAAAUCCCUCCAUAAGCACAUAGACAGCUCCCAGCUGCCUCUGGAGCUGGAAGGGACCUUCCCAUACUGCCACCAGAGCUGGCUGAGCUUCCGCAGGAAGCUGGAAUACUUGCUACAACAAUGCCAGGGUGUUUGUGCCUUCCUUCAGGGAGCUAUUAAUAAAGUGGAAUCCACAAAAUUACCAAGAAAGGCUGAGGAUGCAGCUGUGCUGCUGAGGAAUUCAAGGCAGUUGAUGAAGAAUGUUCUUGAAGAUGCAAGUUUGGUCAGGGUGCAGCAGGAGGGCGGAGCGCUCCUCGCCAGACUGGGCAAGGAGGCGUCCUGUGUCACCCUCACCCAAGACUACAGAGAUGCACUGGAUGCUGCCAGCGUGCUCUACAAUCAGGUUGAUGAGGGCGUUCACCGCCUGGUGAUGCUGUCAAACAAGCGUGUCCAGGAGCUGGAGCUGGUGAUGGAGUUCGAGAAAGUGGAAGAGUGUUUUAAGGAGGUCAGCAGUUGGAUUGAGAAUGUUGGCAGAAAACGGCUAAAGGAAACUGUCAACCUGGAUGAUUCUUUGGAGAUGCUGCUUCAAGCACAAAAGCAGUUCAAGGAGUUUGAUCUUGUUGCCAGUGAAUAUUGCAGAAGGGGACAGGAAGCAUUAAAGAAGAUGAAUCAAUGGGAAGACCUUUCCUUUGUGGAUGUGCAUUCUUACAGGGUAAAGCUGCAGACCUACGAAGAUGAGCUGGAGGAUUUCUGCACCCAGCUGGAUGAAACAAGGCACAGAGUCUGUGAAACAGUCAGGCUGUAUGAAUUCUUUGACAAGGCGUACGAGUGGGCCUUGGAAGGGAUGCGACACCUUGCCUGUAUCAGCAUGGAGGACUGCAGCUCUCCUGAGCACUGUGCAGAUGUCAUCAAGUGCCUGGAGAGUUACAAGGGGCAGCACCCGGACAUCAGUGCUGCCCGGUUCCAGGAGAUGAAGGAGCUGGCCUGUGAGCUGAAGAGUGACAAGGGGCUCAAGCAGUGGAAAUUUGCAUGGUCUAAAUGCCAGGAGACCAAGCUGGUUUUUGAAAAGAAACUGGAAGCAGCCUUGAGAACAAGGAAGUCUCUGCUGUCAGACCGCAACCCAGCUGUGGGGGAGCAGCCCCACGCUGGCAGUGAGAGUGGCACUCUGUCCCACCGGAGGCACUCUGAGGGGGCCACCUCCAGGUCCCACUGGGACAGGACUCCGAGCACAUCUCAUGGCUACAGCAGAAGCAACAGCUGUCUGGAGUGGACUAGGGAGAAAGCUCCCUCGCCCUCCCUGAGCUGCCCUGGAGAUGUCGAUGCUGGGGAAGUUUUUGUCUGCCCAGCUCCUCUCAGCCCUGGUCCUCACUCCAGCAGAAUUUCUUUCGCCAGCAGGGCUUGUAAGUCUUCAAUGCUGCCUGAAGAAAAGCCAAACCUGGAGAGCAUUUUAGAAGCCCCAGAGGUGAGGCAGUCUUCUACAUCCACUCCAGUCCCUGGGAAGCUGCCUCCCAGGAAGGUGCUCCGGAAGGCCCAAAGCUUUGACCUGCCUUAUGGUGAGAGCCUGUGGGCCAGCUGCCAGAGGAGCGAGCCGGCCCGGUACGGCAACACCGGCGUCUUCAUCAAGGGGCUGGAGGUGAGCAGCACUGAGCUGGUGGACAGGACAUUCGCUCUGAGGCAGCCAGCUGUGAGCAGCUGGGCUGCAGACUGCCUGCUGGAGGGACAGAGGGGCUGCCUCUCCGGGGCAGAAGCCAAGAGCUGGGGCAGCAAACUGCGGCACAUCAUCGAUGAGAUGGUGACCACGGAGCGGGAGUACGUGCGGUCGCUCCGCUACAUCAUCGACAGCUACUUCCCCGAGAUGGAGCGCCUGGACCUGCCCCAGGACCUGCGAGGGAAGCGCAGCGUCAUCUUUGGAAACCUGGAGAAACUCUAUGACUUCCAUAGCCAGUACUUCCUUCGAGAGCUUGAGAGCUGCUGCAACCACCCACUGAGGGUCAGCCACUGCUUCCUGCGACACAAAGACCAGUUUGGAAUGUAUGCACUGUAUAGCAAGAACAAGCCAAAGUCAGACUUGCUGCUGGCCAGCCAUGGGAAUAACUUCUUCAAGUUCAAGCAGGUGCAGCUGGGGGAUAAGAUGGACCUGGCCUCCUACCUGCUGAAACCCAUCCAGCGGAUGAGCAAAUAUGCCCUGCUCCUGAAGGACCUGAUCAAGGAGUGCAGCGAGGCACAGGAGCAGGAGCUGGGCUAUCUCCGUGCUGCUGAGGAGAUGGUGAAGUUUCAGCUCCGGCAUGGGAAUGACCUGCUGGCCAUGGAUGCCAUCCGUGACUGUGACGUAAACCUGAAGGAGCAGGGGCAGCUGGUGCGGCAGGACGAGUUCACCAUCUGGCUGGGCCGCAGGAAGUACCAGCGACACAUCUUCCUCUUUGAGGACCUCAUCCUCUUCAGCAAGCCCAAGAGGAUCGAUGGUGGCUUUGAUGUGUAUAUCUACAAGCACUCCUUCAAGACUGCAGACAUUGGUCUGACUGAGAACUGUGGAGACAGCGGCCUGCGCUUUGAGAUCUGGUUCCGAAGGCGGAAGUCCAGUGACACCUACAUCCUCCAGGCCAGCUCAGCUGAGACUAAGCAGGCCUGGACCAGUGACAUUGCCAAAAUCCUGUGGCAGCAGGCAGCCCGCAAUAAAGAAAUCCGUAUGCAGGAGAUGGUCUCCAUGGGUGUGGGUAACAAGCCCUUCCUGGAUAUCAAACCCAGUGAGGCAGCUAUUAAUGACCGUGCUAUCGAUUACAUCAUGAAAGGCAGAGGUGCCAGGACCAGAGCCUCAAUUGCAGUGUCUCUGUUUGACCAUUCCAACCCCUUCAAGAGGACACAGACGCAGCUCUCCACCGGCAGCACCCCCACUGCCUAUUCCCCUUCCUCCUCCUCCUCCCUGCUGGGGCCCCUCAACCUCCACAUGUACUUGGACCAGGCUCUGCUGCCAGGGGUCCUGGCCCCCAGGCGUCCCUUUGACAUUGGCACUUGCAUUGAGGAAGAUGAGCUGGAGCACGAGACGAGCAGCCAGCCCUCAAUGACAACAGAGAGCUCAGAGUCAUCGCACUGCAUGUCAGCCACGGGCUCCAGCGGCUCCGACAGUGGCUGUGUCUCCAACAUCCCACAAGAAAGCUUCUGUGAAGACAUGGGCUCGCCCCCUUACAUGCCCGUAGGCCCACAGCACAGCUCUGCCAUGGAGGGCAGACCCAGGUUCACAAACAGCCAGUACAUUUCUGCAAAAGCAGGCCAGGUCACCAUAAGUCCCUCAAGAAUAGUGUGAGCCCCUCGGCCCCGCCUCAGGAAGUGGAGUUGUUGUUUGAUUGCCAUUUCAAACUCACUGAAGACCCCAGGCCUCUGACCAGCAGAAGGACACAGUCUUCAUCCUUGAAGAUAUUUUUUGCCCAUUAUCAGGCUCUUUCAAACAGCCCAAAACUUGACCUCUGCCUGAGGCGAAGUCCCAGGAUGGCUUCUGUCAACUAAAUGUAAUAGCUUUGGUGUUGGAUGGGACCUUGGGCAUUUAGAACUCGUUAGCCCUAUAUUUAUAAGUAAUAAGUAACAUAGCAGUUUGGGAAAAAAAAAAGUAUUAUUUUUAAAGCUAUGAGUUGUACAGAUUUUUAUUACAAGUGACUCUGUUACUAUUUGUCGUGUAAGCUGCACAUUUUAUAAAGUUUUUGGAAGGGCAUGAAGAGAAAUUGAGGUAUUUAAAAAAAGUAGUCUAACUUUCUGUUUCAGGGUUAUAGUGACCCGAAGCUCAAGAUUUAACGUCCUUCCUUAUGUUCUAAAUAUGUCUAUCGUAGCAAUAAUUUAUUUCCUUGGCUUAAUACUUCCAUUCUAAUAAAAGCAAUUUCAUUGUUAUGAAUUGUUUCUUCAGAUGGUUCUUCCAGUGCCUUGGUGCUGAGCUAAUCUCUCUCAUAACCAUCUGUCAGCUCUGCCACUCUGCCUGUGCCACCUCUGCUCUGACUGCCAGCUCCCCCUGUAAAUGCUCAGUGCAUUCACCAGAGAAGGGGAAGAUGCCCAGGCAGAGACUCCCCUGGUGCCAGUGGGAGGCUGACCCAGAGAGAGCAGCCAGCAGAGGUGUCAGUAGGAAAGGAAUAGGGAGCUGUGUCUGGUGGAGCUCAGGAGGCACCAAAAUUCCUGGCUCUAAUUUUAGCCACUUGCCCCCAUAGCUGCUGUCCCAGUGCAAGUUCCUCUCUUGCCCUGCUGGCUCAUGUUCCAGUGGCUUAGUUCAGGCUCCAUUGUGCUUUGUCCUGGCUGUGCCCCUGGUUUUGGACUGACAGGGACUGGCUCCUUGCUUCCUCUCUGACUCAGCCCCUCUGCUGGUACUUCAGUCCCACUGUUGUGGCUUGUUUGAGGAGCUUUGGAUGUGCUGGCAUUCGAGACCAACAGGUUUUGAGUGUAAUGGCUUGAUCAUAAUGCUGAACCUUAAGUGGAUGUUGUUUAAGUAACACAGCAUAACUGGAGGACAGACGAGCCCUGUGUUCCAAGGUGGCUUUUUCAUGAGUAACAUCCAAGGUCACUGUGUGGCUGUGACACCCUCCUUCUGUUCUUGGACAAAAUGAAAAUUAGCAUUUCUGGAAACAGUGGUUACUUGGCUGCCAAGUUCCUGUUUACUCCUGGUUUGUGCAGGGCUGUAAAUCAGCUCCUGCAGGUGUGGGAGAAGUGCUACAUUUGGCCUGAGGAAGAGGAUGGAGUAGUAAUUUAUUUAACUGCAAUUUUCUUCCCUUGGCAGACAUGGGUGUUACACCCCACAGCCACCCUGGAAACAGUGUUCCUUCAAGUUUGGAAAUUCCUGUACUGUAUGUAAAACACUUGUUUAUUUUUAAUAAGCUGGAUGUUUUUAAACCUUGUUCUUUUCUCAGACAGCAAGGAAAAUACAUUUGACACCUUUGUACAAAAUAGCGUGGGAAACAGUUAUACAGGGAAUAUUUUACAAGUUACUAUUUUGAGAUAAUUGCUGGGUUAAUGCAAAGUUUCUGGACUGUCAAGACAACAAUAGCUCAUGUCACAAGAGGGAGAGAAGUUACUAAUGCAACAAGAGGAACAUGAAACGUCUGGAAUUUCUCAGUUUCAAAGGUUUCUAAAUUGCUGGACAAACCUUUAGUAUUGUUUACCUGACACUCUUUCUUCAGGGUUUGAUUGAUUUGUCUA
Messenger RNA from Melozone crissalis (California towhee), 8325 nucleotides. It is a transcript of the gene PLEKHG4, whose product is annotated as pleckstrin homology and RhoGEF domain containing G4. Gene Ontology annotation, molecular function: guanyl-nucleotide exchange factor activity. The transcript is spliced from 24 exons. Bases 332 to 6457 code for a protein of 2041 amino acids. The record is from RefSeq and is a predicted model, not a curated record. Lineage: Eukaryota; Metazoa; Chordata; Aves; Passeriformes; Passerellidae.